Molecule: messenger RNA, 946 nt
Organism: Eutrema salsugineum
Lineage: Eukaryota; Viridiplantae; Streptophyta; Magnoliopsida; Brassicales; Brassicaceae
Product: ethylene-responsive transcription factor 4
Exons: 1
Coding region: 75-662 (195 amino acids)
Biological process (GO): regulation of DNA-templated transcription
Molecular function (GO): DNA-binding transcription factor activity; DNA binding
Source: RefSeq, a predicted model, not a curated record
UUCUUUUCUCAUUACCAUACCUCUUUCACCGAUCUUCUCGUUUCUUUCACAAUUAUUAGUUUUUGAUCAUCCUCAUGACGAAAAUGGGUUUCAAACCCGACUCCAACCCGAGCCCGAACCCGAACGAGAGUAAUGCCAAAGAGAUUCGUUACAGAGGCGUGAGGAAACGUCCAUGGGGAAGAUACGCGGCGGAGAUCCGAGAUCCGGGUAAGAAAACUCGGGUCUGGCUCGGAACGUUCGACACGGCUCAGCAAGCGGCGCGUGCUUACGACGCUGCAGCGCGUGAGUUUCGCGGCGCUAAGGCUAAGACGAAUUUCCCGACGUUUCUCGAGCUUAACGCGGCUAAAGACGGUGGUUUCGCUCGCAGUCCUAGUCAGAGCAGCACCGUCGACUCUGUCUCUCCGACGUCGGCGCGAUUGGUGACACCUCCGCAGCUCGAGCUCAGUUUAGGCGGCGGUGGUGGCGGCGCGUGUUACCAGAUUCCGGUUGCACGUCGUCCUGUUUACUUCUAUAACAUGACGACGUUUCCGGCGGCGGCGGCGGCAACGUGUGGGGUCCAGAGCGAGUCAGAUUCGUCGUCCGUCGUUGAUUUCGAGUGUGGAGCCGAGAAGAAAUAUCGUCCGUUAGAUCUGGAUCUUAAUUUGGCUCCUCCUGCGGAAUAGGCCGUCAGGUUCUUUUCAUUUGUCCGAACGUUGUUUAGUCUGUGACGCGUCGCGUUUUCUUAUGAAGAGAAAAUCGCGUUCUCCUCUUAGUUUUUUUUUUUCUUAUCUAAAAAAAAUAUGUUAUCCGUAUUUUAGAAGAAAAUCGAGAUAGUUAAAUAAGCUGACAUGGAAAGAUCGUUAUGUAAAUAUUAUAAUCAACGUAACAGAAGUCAAAAGAUAUAUAUGAACUUUUGUUACAUAUAUAUAUGAUCUGUAUUCUCCUUUUUUUUGAUAACUGGUUUAGU